This is a messenger RNA of Musa acuminata subsp. malaccensis (wild Malaysian banana), 2814 nucleotides long. RefSeq names its product potassium channel KOR1-like. Gene Ontology annotation, biological process: transmembrane transport; potassium ion transport. Gene Ontology annotation, molecular function: protein binding; voltage-gated potassium channel activity. The record is from RefSeq and is a predicted model, not a curated record. Lineage: Eukaryota; Viridiplantae; Streptophyta; Magnoliopsida; Zingiberales; Musaceae. Gene Ontology annotation, cellular component: membrane.
CCUCCCUCGCUCCCUCUUCCAAAGCAUUACGGCGGACUCCUUCCCGUGAAUACUCUGGUGCUCCUCUCGUGGCUCUCGUGGCAGACCCGACCAUGGCGGCGGAUACCGCCCGCGUCCGCUGGAGGCGGGCGAUGACGUUGGCGAUCGCGCCCCGGGAGGCGGAUGAUGCAGCGGCGACCGACGACGAGAUCGAGUACGAGAUGGAGUUGGAGGAGCGGAUGGGGUCGUCGCACGCGGCUAGCCGCUUUCCGCUCUUGCGGUCCUGCCUCGGGCUUGGGCUCCUCGGCCUCGGGCUCAGCCGGAACGCCAGCGGCGGCGAGACGCUUCUCAAGGGUUUCCUCAUCCACCCCGAUAACCGGUGGUACCAGUUAUGGACCCAGUUCAUACUGCUCUGGGCGGUGUACUCGUCCUUCUUCACGCCCAUGGAAUUCGCCUUCUUCAGGGGGCUCCCGAAGAAACUCUUUCUCCUCGACAUCGCGGGACAGUUUGCCUUCUUCAUCGAUAUCUUCGUGCAGUUCCGCGUCGCCUACCGCGAUUCCCACACGUACCGCAUCGUUCAAUCUCCAACCGACAUCGCCUUCCGGUACGUGAAGUCGAGAUUUGUUUUUGACUUGCUCGGUUGCUUCCCGUGGGAUUAUAUCCACAAGGCUUUUGGAAAUAAAGAAAUAAUAAGAUAUCUACUGUGGAUCCGAUUAACCCGGGCAUGCAGAGUCACGGAUUUUUUUCAGAAGAUGGAGAAGGACAUUCGCAUCAAUUACUUGUUCACAAGAAUUGUCAAACUUCUAGUUGUUGAGCUCUAUUGUACGCAUACAGCUGCCUGUAUUUUCUAUUACUUGGCAACAACUCUGCCUGAGUCGAUGGAAGGGUAUACAUGGAUAGGAAGCUUACAACUGGGUGAUUUCAACUACUCACAUUUCAGAGAGAUUGAUCUUUGGAGGCGCUACGUAACAUCAUUAUAUUUUGCCAUUGUAACUAUGGCAACUGUUGGUUAUGGAGAUGUACAUGCAGUCAAUCCCAGAGAAAUGGUAUUUAUCAUGAUCUAUGUCUCCUUCGAUAUGAUUCUGGGAGCAUACCUUCUUGGUAAUAUGACUGCGCUGAUUGUGAAAGGAUCAAAGACAGAAAGAUACAGAGACAAAAUGAAAGAUCUGAUUAAAUACAUGAAUAAAAACAGAUUAGGAAAGGACAUACGUGACCAGAUUAAAAGACAUGUACGAUUGCAGUAUGAGAACAUCUACAAUGAAGCUUCAGUUCUCCAAGAUAUUCCAGCCUCAAUUCGUGCUAAGAUUUUUCAAGCUUUAUAUAAACCUUAUAUCGAAAAACUUCCGCUGUUCAAGGGAUGCUCAGCCGAGUUCAAAAAUCAGAUUGUAAUCAGGCUACAGGAGGAGUCAUUCCUUCCAGGUGAAGUGAUAUUGGAACAGGGCAACACAGUAGAUCAACUGUAUUUUGUCUUGCAUGGUGUUCUGGAUGGAAUUAAGCUUGUUGAAAAUGGAUUAGAAGAGGCGAUUCUACAAUUGGGGUCUGACAGCUCAUUUGGAGAACUUGCCACUCUUUGCAACAUUCCUCAGCCUUACACAGUUCGUGUCCGUGAAUUUUGUACAGUCUUGCGUAUUGAUAAACAACUUUUCACAAAUAUUCUGGAAAUAUAUUUUGUGGAUGCUAGGACAAUCUUGAAUAACCUUCUUGAGGGCAAUGAGUCAAAUAGCCAUAUCAAGCAACUGGAAUCUGAUAUCACAUUUCAUAUUGGAAAACAAGAAGCUGAGCAUGCUUUAAGGGUUAAUAAUGUUGCUUAUGGUGGAGAUCUGAAUUACCUAAAAGGUCUAAUCAGUGCGGGAGCUGAUCCCAAGAAGACAGAUUAUGAUGGGCGUUCACCUUUGCAUCUUGCGGCUUCAAGAGGGCACGAGGAUAUCACUUGUUUCCUCCUUCAAGAAGGCGUAGAUGUCAAUCUUUCAGAUAAAUUUGGAAGCACACCAUUGUUAGAAGCCGUUAAGCAGGGACAUGAUCGUGUGGCUUCUUUACUCUUCAGCAAAGGGGCCAGGCUAAAUAUUGGGGAACCUGGUUGCCAUCUUUGUACAGCUGUUGCAAGGGGGGACUCAGAUUUUAUAAGAAGGGUAUUAAAGUACGGAAUAGAUCCAAACUCAAAAGAUUAUGAUCAACGUACACCUCUCCAUAUAGCUGCUGCCGAGGGAUUGUAUUCAAUUGCAAAAAUGCUCAUAGAGGCUGGGGCAAGUGUCUUUGCUAUUGACAGGUGGGGAACUACUCCAUUAGAUGAAGCAGUAAAGAGUGGAAACAGAUCCAUGAUGGUGCUGCUGGAAAACGCAAAAUCUGAUGAGCUAUCCAUGGUUCCUGAGUGUGCUCAAGAAAUUAAAGACAAAACACAGCCUCGGAGGAGAUGCACUGUGUUUCCUUUUCACCCAUGGGACCCUGAAGAAAAGAGAAGAGAGGGCGUAGUGCUGUGGAUCCCUCACACCGUAGAAGAGCUCAUCAAAUCCUCAAAUGAGCUAUUGAAUUGCUCAGGCUCACGCAUACUAUCAGAAGAUGGAGGCAGCAUAUCUGAUGCAGCCAUGAUCUCCGACAACCAGAAGUUGUACCUGGUUGCAGAUCACAAUACUACCGAUAUGAACAAUACCUAGCUCGGGUAGGCAUCCAAUAUUCGCUCACCUCAGAUAUCAGUUAUAUUUAUCUCUAUAAUAAUUCAUAUAAUUCAUUUCCUAGUAUUCUUUUGUCAAAACCAACACUCCAAAUCCAAGCAUAUCACCGAAUACAUUUUGUUGUUGCAAUCUUACAGCUUUGUAAGUAUGCAAUGUAUUACAGGCA